This is a messenger RNA of Salvia miltiorrhiza (redroot sage), 1434 nucleotides long. Its product is annotated as zinc finger protein ZAT4-like. NCBI's taxonomy places the organism in Eukaryota, Viridiplantae, Streptophyta, Magnoliopsida, Lamiales, Lamiaceae. The transcript has a single exon. Gene Ontology annotation, biological process: regulation of DNA-templated transcription. The record is from RefSeq and is a predicted model, not a curated record. Bases 342 to 1247 code for a protein of 301 amino acids.
ACCUCUUGCGCUUAUAUUAGAUUUUUGGUGUAUUAAUUGUCUCUUGCCGUUUCAAAUAAAAAUAUAACCUCAAAAAUAAAUCCAGAAUCGUAUUUCUGUAAUUUCUGUGAGAAAAUAUGUAGUAUUUUAUUUUUAUUUAUUACUACACUUUUGUGUGUGUGUGAGAGAGAGAGAGAGAGAGAGAGAGCAGUAUAUAUUCCCUGGGUGGAGGAAUGCUUGUCACCUACUCCUGUUAGCUUCCACACUCUAUGUACUUGUUCAAAAUCACAUAGCAAUUGCGAUAGCAAUAGCAAAAGCAAAAGCAUCCCAACACGCACAAACACGGUGAGUGCGUGAGGGUUAUGGAGAAGAAGCACAGAUGCAAGCUCUGUUUCAGAAACUUCGCGAAUGGGAGAGCUUUGGGCGGCCACAUGAGAUCUCACAUGAUGAAGUUAUAUGCGGGGGAGGAGGAGGAGGAGAAGGCUGGGGAAAUCGAGCAUGAUUUUCAAUCGUCGUAUUCGCGGCCGUCGUCGUCGUCGUCGUCUUCGUCGGAGGAGGAGGAGGAAUACGAGGGGGAGGAUGAGGAGGAGGAGGAGGAGAGGGAGAGGGGGUACGUGUUGAGAGAGAAUCCUAAGAAGAGCGCAAUCAUGGCGGAUCACGACUUCUCCUCCGUGGUGGUGCAGGACGGCGAGAGCGAGACGGAGUCGUGCAGGAGGCGAUCCAAGCGCGUGAGGUCGGAUUUCGACGUGUUCGAGGUGAGGAAGGCGAAGCAGCUGCUGGAGAACGAGCAGGCGUCGUCGCCGCUGAGCUCCGUCUCCGACGCCACGCCGGAGGAGCACGUCGCGCGCUGCCUCAUCAUGCUGUCGAGGGACACGUGGCACAAGGUGGAGAAGAAGAUGAAGAAUAAAUUUAGGGGCAAGUAUAGGUGCGAGGAAUGCAACAAGCUCUUCCGCUCGUAUCAGGCGCUCGGCGGCCACAGGGCCAGCCACAAGAAGAUCAAGGCCGCGCCGCCGCCGAGGACGCCGUCGGGUAAGAAGAUACACCAGUGCCCCUUCUGCGACAGGAUCUUCUCGUCGGGGCAGGCGCUCGGCGGCCACAAGAGGUCGCAUUUCAUCGGCGCCGCCGCGAUUGAGAGGAAUUCCUCCGCGAUUUCUCAAGUUUUGAGCAUAGAUCUGAAUCUACCGGCGCCGCUCGACGACGACGAAGGAAGCCAAAUCGCGAUCUCGGCGGUUUCUGAUGCGGAAUUCGUUUGCAACGUUAAGCAAUGACGCUUCAAUUUUGAGGUAAAAGUAAAUUAAAAAAAAGAAAAAGAAAAAAGAAACAAAAGUUUUCUUCUUUUUUGGUUUUAUUCAAUGGAAGUCUCGCAUUUGAAAUAUGACUGUUUAUGUUACUGUAACAACUAGCUGCAUUUUGCAUUAAUACAGAAACACACACACAUAAAUUUUGAUUUCCUCA